Molecule: messenger RNA, 1001 nt
Organism: Pterocles gutturalis (yellow-throated sandgrouse)
Lineage: Eukaryota; Metazoa; Chordata; Aves; Pterocliformes; Pteroclidae
Gene: LAPTM5
Product: lysosomal protein transmembrane 5
Exons: 8
Coding region: 83-859 (258 amino acids)
Cellular component (GO): lysosomal membrane
Source: RefSeq, a predicted model, not a curated record
GCGCCGCUCGCUUUGCUUUUCAGUGGGGCGGUUGCUGCAAAUUCAACCUCAUUAACGCCCAGCUGUGCAGAGGGAGCAGACAAUGACUGCCCAAAUGGCCACCGAGCCCCCCAAAUGUUGCUGCUUCAACAUCAAAACAGCAACAGUCGCUCUAGGGAUCUUCCACAUGGUUAUGAGCGUUCUGCUGCUGAUUGAGUAUUCCCUGGAGGUGGCGAGUGGGAAGGGCUUCUGCAAAGACCUGGACAAGGAUUACUACAGAAUCGCUGAUGUCGUCACCAGUUUCCUGUUGAUCAUCAUGCUGUUUGUCAUCAGCUUCAACCUCCUCCUUGGUGUGGUGAAGAAGAGGGAACGUCUCCUGAUCCCAUUCCUUGCUCUACAAGUCAUGGACUUUCUCCUCAGCCUCCUGACAAUGUUCAGUUCCUACAUACAAGUCCCAGCGGUCGUUUCUGUGUCCUCCCUUAGCCACAUGCAGGGACACUCGAAGAUCCCUUUCCUGGCUCUGCAGGUGCUGGACUUCUGCCUGAGCAUCCUCACCCUCUGCAGCUCCUACAUGGAGGUCCCCACCUACCUCAGCCUCAAGUCUUCCGACCAUGGGGGCUUUUUACCAACCAUGGAGAAGUUACCAACAGAGGAAUAUGCCAAAGUGAUGGUCACCUUCACCAUUGCAUUCAUUGCUGUCCUCUUCCUGAAGGCCUAUAUGUUCAAGUGUGUCCUGAGCUGCUUUAAGUAUCUUAAAGCCAGCAAGAGAGAGGAGGUCAAAGUCGACCCACAAGCAGUUGAAAAGGCUGCGCUGCCAUCAUAUGAGGAAGCCUUGGAGUUGUCUUCCAAGGAAUCCCCACCGCCCUAUGCAGUAAUCUAAGCUCCACCCAUGGAAAGAAGACGACAUCUGUAUUGCUGUUGGUGCCUCUUAGACCCUUCUGUCAGAUCGCCAGCCUCAUUGAGAAGUCCUUACUUUAUAGCAGUGCCAUGCUUAUUCCAGUCCAGCUCACUUUACGAGCCUA